This is a messenger RNA of Liolophura sinensis, 2382 nucleotides long. RefSeq lists its product as uncharacterized. NCBI's taxonomy places the organism in Eukaryota, Metazoa, Mollusca, Polyplacophora, Chitonida, Chitonidae. Bases 13 to 2289 code for a protein of 758 amino acids. Gene Ontology annotation, biological process: nucleic acid metabolic process. The record is from RefSeq and is a predicted model, not a curated record. Gene Ontology annotation, molecular function: RNA endonuclease activity. The transcript is spliced from 17 exons.
CUGAAUUUGUGGAUGUCCAUCAUGGCGGCCUACUUUAAGUGGACAGGUCUGGUAUUAGCGGUUGUUUUAGCCGCCGUAAGCGCAGCCCCGGCAAAGAAGGCCACAGCUCGUGGAUUUGUCAUCAGCAUUGUCACUGACGGAACAUACAGUCUCCAAGUGAACGAUAAAACAUGGCUUCCCAGCGGCCCCAGCUAUUUCUAUGCAGAUGGGACAAAGUACUCGUCAGGGGAUGGGAGCUUGAAGCUUGUCCAGACGUCCUCCUCUAGUGGUACUGACAAGCUGGGACAAUGGCAAGAUACACAGUUUCUCUAUCAUGCCGGGGAAAACGUGGUCACGGCGUCCAUAAGAACGUACCAAACUCUCAACGCUGUUAUUUUUACUCAGAAAUAUGGCAACCCUACUUCCGGUACAACUUCCGGUAAUCGGGAUUCUGUGGCGUCUGCUUUCCCCUCAUUCAAAAUCACAGGAGAGAAGAAUGAGCUGGGUUACGUGUCAUUUGGCGGGAGCAUGACAGGGGAUACCUCUAUGAAAAUGGGCCAGUGGACCAACACAACUGCAUCAAUAAACUACGGCAUUGUUGGCGGCCCGCUGUUGUUGUUUGACCAUGACCAAAACGUCCUCUUUAUUUCCCCGUUCAACGAGUUCAUGGCAGCGUCCGUUUACAAGGAGGAUGACGUCAUCAGCUGGGGCAUCAUGGGAGGCGUCAAUGAUAUCCCCGCGAUGUACGAGUCGUCUUUCAUUGUGUACUACUCCAACCAAGGGAUAAAUCAGGGAAUUGCCGAGUGGGGAGCUUUGAUGAGAUACUACUACGGGCGUGAUCUGUCCUACAGGAAUGCUGAUUUAACGAACAAUUACCUAGGAUUCUGGACAGACAAUGGGGCCUACUAUUAUUACCUUACCGAGAAAAACAAGACGUACGAAGACACUAUUAUCGACGUAAAAACUUAUGCGGAUGAAAUGAAUAUUCCUUACAGAUAUGUCCAGUAUGACUCUUGGUGGUACCCAAAAGGAGAUCUAGGGGGCGUCCUCACAUGGGUGCCCAUGCCAAGUGUCUUCCCCAGCGGCAUGCAGUACGUGUAUAAUAAAACCGGAUGGCCCGUCUCGGCUCAUAACCGCUGGUGGUCCGCCAAGACAACAUACGCCAAGCAAAAUGGCGGGAAUUAUGACUUCAUUGUGGAAGAGACAAAGGCCAUUCCAACGGAUAAGAAUUUUUGGACUGACUUGCUGAGGGAGUCCAGGAAAUGGGGCCUUAUUACUUAUGAACAGGAUUGGUUAGAUCAAGAAUUCGCCGGCCUCAAUGCCACGGUGACGUCCAUCAGCUUGGGACGUGAUUGGUUGAUGCAAAUGGGCGAAGGUGCGGCUAAGAAUGACUUGACAAUUCAGUACUGUAUGUCCAAUCCCAGGCAUAUUCUUCAGAGUCUUGAAAUAUCAGUGGUCACCCAGGCCCGUGUUAGCACGGACUACCACCCAGGCCUGACAAAUUGGAACAUCGGGAUCUCCUCCAUUUUUGCUGACGCUCUGGGUGUAGCACCAUUCAAGGACAACUUCUGGACAACCGUGGUAGAGCCCGGGAACAAAUAUUUGUCGAACGAAACCCACCCUGCCCUGGAGGCUGUCGUCGCCACCCUAAGCACAGGUCCCGUGGGGCCGAGUGACAUGAUCGGCAAGACUGACGUGGAUCUUCUCAUGAGAUGUUGUAACGCCGACGGCCUAAUCCUGAAGCCUUCGAGGCCGGCCCGUUCCAUUGACAAAAGUAUUAUGGAGAAAGCCUUUCAAGACGGAAAAGGACCUGUAGGGGAGGUUUGGUCGACCACGUCCCAGAUUUUCAAUUAUAAUUUCGGAACAAUUCUGGUGCCAUCCCAAGACGACGCUUACCAGCUGACACCGUCCGAUGCUGGGUUUGGCGAUGACUUCCCACCAAGUGUCAUAUUUAAGCACACGUGGCCCACACCAGGGGGAGUGGCUAACUUUUCCCAGAGUGCACCUCUUACCAUCAGUGGCUGUGCUCUGACCGACCCCUGCCUCUGGCAUACUUCUCCCAUCAUCUAUUUCGGGUCACAAGUGUAUCUUCUUGGAGAGCUGUCAAAGUGGGUGCCCAUGUCUCCUCAGAGGGUCACCAACAUCGAGAUCGCUGAGGACGUCUACGUCACGCUGGUUGGCGCGGUGGACGAAACGGUGGAGUUCAGCUUCGGUGAGGAUUUCUCCAAAGUCAACACGGUCUCGUGUAAUCUCGGACCUUCGGGAUCCGCUAUUGUUGCACACGUGGCGAAAUCGUGCAGACCUUUGUAAAGUCGCCUCAGUGACACCUAAAUAUUGUAUAUUUAGGUGUGAAUAAACUGUGCAGCAUACGAGGAUUAAGGAUUUUGUACAUCGAAAUAAAGU